GGAUGUGUGAGCUGUGAUCGUUUCAACUUUCUUCGAGUCUGCGAUAAUAAAAUAUAUUGACUCAUAUUUUGUACAAUUAAAGUCAUUUAUGUUAUUUGUGAAUUGGUUAUAAUAUUGAAAUCAAAGUGACAGUUAAUUACAUGAGGUAGUGUUUAUUUUUUGUGAAUCUUCAACGUGUUUGGUUCAACGGACUGAGUAUUUCUUCUACAGGUUCGAUGAUGUUAUAGUGUCAUAGUGCAGUGUUGUGAAUGUGUAAAUUAGUACGGACUAUGGGGGCUAUUUCCCUUACUGUGAGAUGGCUGGCCGUAGUACUCAUCGGUGCUGAGUGGCAGGUCCAAUCUCAGCUCAUACAGCCUACGUCAGAAGUUGAGAGUUCUUAUAAUUAUUACUAUGAACAGCCGUGUUGCACUGGACCAGUGACUAUGAGCAAAUACCACGUGAGACACAGAAGAGAUCAUGUACGCGAAUUCUCAUGUGGGACUCUCUACUACAGAACUUUGUUUGUCGACACAAAGCGUGAUGCACUCUACGUUGGCGCAAUGGACCGAUUAUAUCGACUUAACAUGAACAACAUCAGCGCAUCACAUUGUGAGAGAGACGCGAUCAAUUUGGAGCCCAGUAACGUGGCGCAGUGUGUGUCAAAAGGGAAAUCAGAGCAUUUCGACUGUCGGAAUCAUAUCCGUGUCAUCCAGCCAAUGGGUGAUGGAUCACGACUCUACAUCUGCGGCACCAAUGCACACAGCCCUAAGGACUGGGUGCUUUAUUCGAACCUGACGCACCUGCCUCGACAUGAAUACGUGCCAGGGAUCGGCAUGGGUGUUGCCAAGUGUCCCUACGACCCGGCGGACAACUCCACGGCGCUGUGGGUGGAAAGAGGCAAUCCUGGCUCCCUGCCCGCUUUGUACUCCGGCACCAACGCCGAAUUCACAAAGGCUGACACGGUCAUUUUUAGAACCGACCUACACAACCUUACUACGGGCAGGCGGGAAUUCUCCUUCAAGCGAACUCUUAAAUAUGAUUCAAAAUGGCUGGACAAACCGAACUUCGUUGGAUCCUUCGACGUUGGCGAAUACGUGUUGUUCUUCUUUCGGGAGACAGCGGUAGAAUACAUAAACUGUGGAAAGGCAGUCUACUCCCGAGUAGCAAGAGUCUGCAAACGUGAUACUGGAGGCAAGAAUAUACUCAGCCAGAACUGGGCUACCUAUCUCAAAGCCAGACUGAACUGCAGUAUUCCUGGAGAGUUUCCAUUCUACUUUAAUGAAAUACAGAGCAUUUACAAAGUACCUGGUGACGAUAACCGCUUCUAUGGAGUCUUCACCACCGCAUCCACUGGUCUGAUGGGAUCCGCAAUAUGCACUUUUACAAUAGGAGACAUCCAAAAAGCCUUUGAGGGUAAAUUCAAGGAACAAGCCACAUCAAGCUCCGCCUGGUUGCCAGUUAUCAGCAGCAAAGUACCAGAACCCAGGCCUGGAACCUGCGUCAACGAUACUUCGUCGUUGCCAGACACUGUUCUUAACUUUAUACGAUCUCACCCGUUGAUGGAUAGUGCGGUGUCUCAUGAACACGAAAAGCCAAUUUACUACAAACGAGACCUGUUCUUCACGAGGCUGGUGGUAGACCGCGUCAAGGUGGACAUGAUGGGCCAUCAAUUGGAGUACACAGUCUACUAUGCUGGAACAAAUGAAGGGAAAAUUCAUAAAAUCGUUCAGUGGACUCGCAACGGUGACAGCCAGUCAGCUUUACUUGACAUAUUCGACAUUACUCCCGGAGAACCUAUUCAGGCGAUGGCACUGUCACGCACUCACGGCUCGCUCUACGCAGCCUCAGACCGCCGAGUGCUACAGCUACGCCUGGCGUUAUGUGCACGCCGCUACGAUGCAUGCGUUCGUUGCGCAAGAGAUCCGUACUGCGGUUGGGACCGCGAUGCUGGCGUAUGCAGAGAAUACAUGCCUGGAUUAAUCCAAGACGUGGCGAACGAGACAGCUGACAUUUGUGACUCGUCCAUAUCACGAAAAAGCGUGUCUGCUACGUGGGGUCAAAGCCUGCACCUGGGAAGUUUUGUCAAGAUGCCCGAGGUACUCCAGCCGUUAUCCGUCACCUGGUAUCAUUACUCAAAAGAGAAGGGACGUCAUCCUAUAACAUUCAAUAAACCCGAAAAGUAUAUUGAGACGUCGGAGCACGGACUACUUAUUAUAUCUGUGAUAGAGUCAGAUGCGGGACGUUACGAUUGCUGGCUCGGUGGAUCACUGUUAUGCUCAUACAACAUCACUGUUGACACGCACAGAUGUUCACCGCCAGAGAAAAGCAACGAAUACCAGAAGAUUUACUCGAACUGGUGUCACGAAUUUGAGAAAUAUAAAACUGCGAUGAAAACGUGGGAAAGGAAACAAGAGCAAUGCGCUCGACAAAAUGACUCAAAUCAAAACACACAUCCGAAUGAGAUUGUGUGAUAGCUUCUGAAUAUCGCCUAUCUCAUGUACCAAUCCGUGUCCUCCUACGGGAUAAUACCUGUGCCGUACGUGAAAGCCGCUCUCAAACACUUUAACAUCCUCACCUAAGUUAAUCUAAGUGAUCUUAAAAUGUUAUAUUUUCAUACAUGAGAAGGUGAUUGAAAUUCAUGGACAAUUUUUAUAAUGAAAACUAGAGUUGUGCUUCGUUGGUGGCGUAAACUGGUAGGAAAAUUGUUAGUUGGUUUUCGUACGUGUAUGCUUAUCCAUUAAGUUAAAUCUUGCCAUUUAGACGCGGUGAUAUCAUUUGAAGUUUUGCGUAUGUCUUGCUCAUAUGUAUGCAAUCCGUUUGGUAGCUAAACAUAUGUGUUGUAUUUUGUGUUAAAUAAUAUUUUAUAAGAAUCAAAACUGUAUUAAUACUACGUAAAUUGAACCAGAUAGAUUGGGAUAAUAACCUUCACUUGGGGCAUAAAUUUUUGAGCUUCCUAACUUACUAAAAUAAGUCAAAACCAAUAAAAUCAUUAACUAUAGUUUUGUUUCUUUGUAAAACUGAAUUCCUCUCCAUGUUUUGUUUUAUAAAACAAAAACAAAUAAUUGUUAGGUUCACAGAUUAUAAAAAUUAUCCUAUGAUAUCCGAAGCCGCUUUUUACGUUAAAAUAAAACAGCCAAACAUUUUGACCCCAUCCGUAAUUAUGUUUGUUAAAAUGAUCAAACUCGUUGCCUUUUUACUAAUGAGUGAAUACGUUCUGUAAUUUGAAAUCUCUAAGGGUUGUGGGUUUGCCUCAUUAUUUUGCCCUUUAUUCAUGUAAAUAGUAACCUAAUUUUGUCUAAGUGUACGUAUAGAAUGCACGUCCCUAAAUAAUGUAUAUUUAAGCCUGUGAUAUGUAAGGGAAGCUACACACAUGACACUGUCAGCACAUGUGCGUAGCACGCCCGAGAGAUUUGUUUAGCGUAAUGCAAUGGCAUUCAAUAUAAAUGCUUGUUUUGAAGAAUUCCUUAUUAAGAGUACAUAAAAUAUACUGCCCUAACGUUGAUACGAAAUAAUUUUAUGACUCUUAAUUUUAAGCCUUCAAAGAAUACAAUGCUAAUAACUAUUAGCGGUACUUAGAGUCGUCAUUAAUUUAUCUCGAAUAAUGGUUGGCGACACAAAUUUAAUGCGUGAUUACUGAUGGAUUUAAGAAUACAUAGCGAAAUGAAAGACCCUCUUUACUUUCCGAUUUGAUCUAUAAUUAUUAUUAUUAGUUACCCUUAAUGGACGACUCUAAGUUGCUGUAAGCACUUAACAAGUGUUAAGGCUUUUAAACAUUGCACCUAAUUAGAAAAAGAUUCGGUAAAUACCUACCAGUAUGUUUGUUUACUCUUAAAUGAUUAUUUAAAUAGAAUAUAAAAACAAUUAAAUGCUUUUGCAAAAUUAUAUGUUAAGUAGAAACUUUGUGAAAUUAUUUAAAAACGAAAUCUCAGCAAUAAUAUUAUGUAACUGAAUACAAAAGCUUGCUCACUAAAUAAAAUAUAUCUCGGAACAGGUAUGCAUACUUCGCUAGAGAAUAAAAUCUAUAUGUAUUUUUUUAUAUUGAACAUACAUAAAAUUAAAAAAAAAACAUGGCCAAAAGGCCAAAUAUUUUAAUUUAUGCGUAAUAUCGAAUCAUUCUAUGAAGAUGUCAACGUCAAAUGUUGUAUACGUCAAAGUAAUCUUGAAUUUUUUUUUAUGAUUACGAUUUUUUAUUUACGUCAUACAAUCUUAAACAAAAACAUACAGAAUACUUCAUUAUGUUUUUUUAAUAUGUUGAAGGGCAACCCUGUUCCGUUAUAUCAGUUAAUAUUAUACGUAUAAAGUAUAUUAGUAAAUAAAUGUAGAUGAUGUUUUAGAAAAUAAUUCUGCAUAUUUUUGUACAAAGAAUUGAUCGUAAGUAACUAGAGGUUUCGUCUUGUAAUAUCAUACUCACUGGUACCUUUUGACACUUCGAUUCCAUAUCAUAAAUAUUUAAGAGUUUGUAUCAUAAUGUACCUACACCAUAUUAAAUUUGAAGGACAAAACUGUUUUAAAUAAAAUUGUAAAAAUAUUUUUUCUAGAUAUCUACGUUAUAGAAUUGUUCUUUCAAAAACGUUUCUUUUCUUCAUCUUCACGACUCACAUUGAAA
Molecule: messenger RNA, 4585 nt
Organism: Pieris brassicae (large cabbage white)
Lineage: Eukaryota; Metazoa; Arthropoda; Insecta; Lepidoptera; Pieridae
Gene: Sema2a
Product: semaphorin-2A
Exons: 16
Coding region: 249-2450 (733 amino acids)
Biological process (GO): negative chemotaxis; positive regulation of cell migration; neural crest cell migration
Molecular function (GO): chemorepellent activity; semaphorin receptor binding
Source: RefSeq, a predicted model, not a curated record